This is a messenger RNA of Ornithodoros turicata, 3685 nucleotides long. It is a transcript of the gene Rexo5, whose product is annotated as RNA exonuclease 5-like. The coding region runs from base 181 to 2499 and encodes 772 amino acids. NCBI's taxonomy places the organism in Eukaryota, Metazoa, Arthropoda, Arachnida, Ixodida, Argasidae. Gene Ontology annotation, molecular function: nucleic acid binding; exonuclease activity. The transcript is spliced from 2 exons. The record is from RefSeq and is a predicted model, not a curated record. Gene Ontology annotation, cellular component: nucleus.
AUCCAUCCAUCUGAAGCCGGCUUCGUAUUCAGCGGCGCACGUGCGCCGUGAAAUCGGUGAAGUGUGUUGCUGUUUCGCGAAAGAAACAGCUUUGUAAAAACUUCACCAACCUUCUCACCUCUGCAUUGCCAUCCACAUACGCAAAACGGCGAAACAGUAAAUCCAUUUCAUCCCGCCAUCAUGGCCGAAUCGGAUAGCGACAGAUCGACGUCCACCACCUCUAGCAAGAAACUCGCACGACUGCAGUCGAAAAAACGCAAGUACGAAGCCUAUCUUAACCUCACAGAGCAGGGAGGUACAGAGGAAAAGAACCCGAAGCAACCCAAGACAGAAGAAACUCCAGAAGCGCUCGUCGAAAGCCUGUCCAAGCUUCGCAACAGCAUCAGAAGCACGCCAAAGUUUGACAAGCUGUCCCCUUCGCUUAAAUUAGGAGGAAAAGGCAAAGAAGCGAAAUGGUCGUGGCCCGGGGAACCAGGACACGAAGAAAAUGGCAAAGGUUCUGCCCUUUACCUGCACGACAUCAUGUGUCUGUUGCUCGUCGCACUGAAAGGGCGAGAGUCGCCUCACAUCACCCAGUGGUGCCGGCUGCUGAAGAAUAACAACAUAAGCCACAUUGCCGUGAUACUGGUUAACGGGCUGUCAGUUGAGAACCUCACCGUCAGUCCAGAAUGGUUCCCGCAGAUGAAGGGCCUCUUUCCAGAGGGCGGCGUCCUAAUCACGCCGGCUUCUAUGUACAGCGUCACGACCGAAGCAGAGAUCACGCAGGUCCCGCUUACCCUUACAGCAGGAGGCAAGUUGACGAUGGAAUUUGGGGAACUGCACAAAGCUGUGGAGGCCGGAGUCGUGUUUAAUAUCUACAAACUGUUUCUGCCAAUGGAGGAAGAAACAGAGUUUGACGAAGCAAAGAGAAAAGACUGUCAAGUUUCGUUAAGUGCGCCUCACCCGAGCGAUGUGUUGCCGAGGAUGAUGCUGCUUCUGAAUCCUGUUCAGAUGAUCAACGAAGGUUAUCCACUGGCGCAGACGUCAAAAUUGAAGGGCUACGUUUUUUCCAGGACCUCGUACGCUCCCGUCCAUAAUCGGUCUCCCCUAUAUGCCGUGGACUGCGAGAUGUGUCUCACCUCCGCAAGGCUCAACGAGCUGACACGUGUGACGAUGGUCGACGAGGAUGAGAACACUGUCCUCGACGAGCUGGUGAAGCCUUACAAUCGGAUAAUCAACUACCUCACCCAGUACAGUGGGAUCACCAGGAAAAUGUUGGAACCCGUGACGACCAGGAUCGAAGACAUCCAGCGCAAGUUCCAGAGGCUUCUUCCGCCGGAUGCCAUCCUCGUGGGCCAGUCGCUCAACUGCGACCUGCACGCACUCAAGAUUAUCCACCCUUACGUCAUCGACACCGGCUGCAUCUUCAACAUCACCGGAACCCGUCCGAGAAAGACGAAGCUGAAGACGUUGUGCAGCCUCUUUCUUGGUGAGGAGAUUCAAACGGGCAAUGAUGGCCACUGUUCAAAGGAAGACUCUGUGGCGGCGCUGCGGCUUGUUAAGCUACGGUUGCAGAAAGGCGCGUUCUUUGGAGAUGCGGUCAUCGACAGAUGCGAAGCAGAGGUAAUGAAAAAGGCAAAGCAGCUGGCAGAGAGUGGAGAUGUGAUCGAGGAGUCCACAUUCGGCAUGGUCAACGACGAGGAAUCUGUGAAACCCAACCUCGCCUUGCAGUCGGAAGAAAAACUUGCCGUUGCCUCGAAGUCGGAAGACAAAUCCGACGUUGCCUCGAAGUCUGAAGACAAAUCCGACGUUGCCUCGAAAUCGGAAGACAAAUCCGAAGUUCCCUCGAAGUUGGAGGACAAAUCCGACGCUACUUCAAAGUCGGAAGACAAAUCCAAUGCCACCUUAAAGUCGGAAGAUGAAGCCGAUGCCACCUUAAAGUCGGAAGAUGAAGCCGAAGCCAAUUUAAAAUUGGAAGACGAAUCCGAUGCCGCUUUGAAGUCGGAAGACAGAUCCGACGCUACUUCGAAGUCGAAGCGCAGAUUCCCAAAACACAGAAACCUGAAAAAACUGAAGAAGAAAAACCUUGUGCCAGAUAACCUGAAAGGCUUUGUGAGCUGCGUCUUCUCCUACCUUGGCAAAAGUGGGAGAACAGCCACUAUAAUCGGGACGGAAGACAGGCUCAGCAACUAUCCGUACUUUGUGUCCAACUGUGCAACGGCAAAACGGAUCGAGACAAACGACGAAGCCGUCGAGGCGACAAAGGCGGAGAUCGGAACGUCGUUCCUGUCUAUCACGGGCCUCGACGGAACGUCGCAGGGCGCCAGGGGAAAAGUGACGAGAGAGGGUGUGGAGAAAGUGGACGCCCAUAUCAAGGACAUUGUGGACGCGUGCCAGGAUAAUGCGCUGGUGGUGGUCCUUCUCGAGGGGGCGUUCGACGAGGACACCCAAGUGGUCGAGCACGCCGUGGGUUUUGUGAAGGUCAAAGCGCGAUUGCGGAAGAGGAGGAGUGUGGACUGAUUGACUGACGCGGAUACACUUGGUGUGUGUGUGUCUCGUCUGUACUUUUUUUUUUUUUUAGUACUGUAUCGACAUCCACUAUAACUAGACCCCAAGCAGCACAAUAUCUUGGCCCACUAUUUGACCAAUAUUGGCAAUGCCGGGCCAAGAUUGGACCAAUGUUUUGCCAGUAUUGGCAGUGCCGGCCCAAGAUUGGACCAAUAUCUGGCCAGUAUUGGCAACGCCGGUCCAAUAUUGGACCAAUAUCUGGCCAGUAUUGGCAAUGCCGGUCCAAUAUUGGACCGAUAUCUGGCCAGUAUUGGCAAUGCCGGCCCAAGAUUGGACCAAUAUUUGGCCACUAUUGCCAAUAUUGGGCCAAGGUGUCGUGCUGCUUGGGACCCUUCUGCUUUAUUUUAUUUAAUUUUUUUUCAGAAUUGGGGUAGAAACCUGGUUCUACGUUGGGAGCUGUAAAUCAGGUGUGUCGCAUGAAAGCCGAUAAAUCCCUCAGUGCGAGGACGGAAAGGGGGGGUUAACAGAAAAAAAGACGUUUGUAUCACGCUGAACUGCAGACUGAAGAAUUUAGUUUUGCACAACGGCAGGCGCACGUCAGAAAAUUCCGUCGUCGUCUUUUGUGUCCGUCCUUUGUCGCCGCACUGAAGGUUUUACCGAUUUUAACUACGAGUUUACAACCUGCCCACGUUUUGACCCCCCUUUUUUCGUGUCAAAGAGCAGAUUGUCAUGUGGCAAGCACCUAACACUUAAGAUGAACGUAACGCACAAAGUGUUCCCUCGUGUUCACUCCAUGUUUUACGAGCGGCCGAGCCUGCACUUUGGUCGGCUCCGUUUCCAAGACGUCUCUGGUUUUACCCGAGGUGACAGUGAUACGUGUUGGGGGACUAAAAAUGGGUUCUACCUGGUUAACCCCCCCCAAGACAAGGACUCUGUUUGUAUGCUAGACCCGAAUUUAAUGUUUUCGUAUCGAAAGUGCCGUGCCUAAUGAGAGUGAGUUGUGUGGUGGGAUAGCUGGGUGUUUCUCUGCACAUUGCACGCACAGAUUACCACUCUUGGUGACAGGAGUCUACAAAAUGAGUGAAAUAUGUGAAAAGAAGACACAAAUUAUGGUGUGGCUGUUGUCACAGUUAUUAUUGCCCUGGAGGGCGUUGGAAAUCAUUGUGUCUACACACAAUAAAUUUGAUACAUAACCUCA